Molecule: messenger RNA, 3772 nt
Organism: Scatophagus argus
Lineage: Eukaryota; Metazoa; Chordata; Actinopteri; Scatophagidae
Product: transcriptional-regulating factor 1-like
Exons: 12
Coding region: 1251-3500 (749 amino acids)
Biological process (GO): regulation of transcription by RNA polymerase II; negative regulation of DNA-templated transcription
Cellular component (GO): histone deacetylase complex; transcription regulator complex
Molecular function (GO): transcription corepressor activity
Source: RefSeq, a predicted model, not a curated record
CAUGCCUGAGUCGGAAACAAAAAAGACAAUGUGUACAAUCAGCAGAAGUUAAGAAGAGAACACGCCAAUAUUUUAAUUUUUUUAUAUGUUUUAAAAAUCUAAAUGUGGUGGCUCUUUAAUUUACAUUAAAGGAAGUUUUCAGUCAGGCGACUACACAAAGCUUUACAUUUUCACAUUUCAGGAAGCUGAAACUGAAGCCAACAAAACGGUGUUAAAAUUCACAAAAUGGUAAGGACACAUUCUGACACUGCUGCAAAAAUACUGACCACGCUGAUACUGUGUGCACUACUGUCAGUACUGUCAGUACUGCAGCACAACACUCCAGUAAAACUGCACUCUUCAUUUAUUUUGAGUUUUCUCAGGUUUCAAAUCAGUUUCUCUUGUAUUUGGUCUGUUCUGUUUGUUGCUUUGAAUCGUUUGAUUUGUUCCGUCUCAGCAGAUUCUGAGAUCAUCAUCAUGAGGAAGAAGCAGACAGUCUGAAGAGACGAGCAGAGAGAGGAAGAACAUGUGACCACAUCCUGACAACACACACACACACACACACACACACACACACAGUCAGUCAGUCAGUCAGUCAGUCAGUUGCAGCCGAUGAUGUUUCAGGUGAGACGUUAUUUCAUGUAGGUUUCAUUUCAGACUAAACAUUUCUGUUCCCUCAGUGCUGUUACUCUCUGAUCGCUCAUCAUUGACGGUUGUUUUAUUCACGCCACGCUGUCAGUCUUUCACGCAUCGCGUUGUGACAAAUUUAAAGUUUGAUGGUUUAAAUGGUGACCGUGUGCUGGUUAAAUCCAAAGACGUCGGUGAAGUUUUUAUCUGCUUGCUGUUGGCUUCUGAGCGACAGACAGAAGAACAGAAAAUGUGGUGUGUGUUUGGGAUGAAAGUAAACUCGUCGUGUCACUUUAAGAGCAGCUAAGUUGUGUUCAUCUGCGGGUGUGAAUUCUCAGAAGUGUCCUGUCACAUUCACACUUAGUCAUAAAGUCCCGCUCAGCCGCGCUCAGCCACGCUCAGACGCGCUCAGACGCUCGCCGCUUCAGCUCUGACACCGCAGAGGCAGGUGACCGGACUUUCUGUCCACGGGGGACGGACCCCGAGGUGUCCUCGUGGAGACACACCUGAAUUGCGUCAUCAAUCACUGAUCAGACUUCCUGUGUGUCCAUCUGCAUUUCUUCAGGUCCGCGUGAAGACGCCUUCCCGAGUCCACAGACACACACCUUGACUCUGCGUUAACAAGUGUGCGUGUGCGUCUCAUCAUGUCCGACCUGUGGACAUUUUCCUCGUCCUCUGCUCCUCCCAUCAGCCAUCACUCCACUCUGUCCCAGUCACCUCCAUUCAUCUCUCCUGCCUUCUCCUCUUUGUCACCUGGACACCAUGGAAACCGUCCUCAGGCACAGGUUCCCUUCUAUCACCUCUCGCCUCACGCCCAGGUGUCCUCACCUCACCUGUCUGAGCCCCAGGUGACGUCCUCUCAGCUCCUCUACCAGCACCAACAAACCUCCCCUCACUGUGUGUCCUGGUCCCAGGUGACCUCCCCUCACCACAGUCAGCCACAGAUAACCAGCUCCCCCCUCCUUCCUCAGGAGCAGGCAGCCUCCCCUCACUUCCCUCCCCCCUACAUUACCUCCCCCCACCAUGCAGCCCAGACCUCCUCCCACUUCCUCUUGGAGCCUCAGUACCACAUCUCCAACCAGGUUCAGGAUCCAGGUUUAGACGAUCCAAACUGGAGCAGAGCUGACCCACCUUCUGAGCCAUCCAGCUUCUCCUGCCAGGACCAGACCACCGGCCACCUGGACCUGCACAACCAGAGCCAGUUCGGCACCCACCACAGAGACGGACUGGAGAACACGCACACGUUCUUUGCUGGUGGUGUGUACGAGCAGGACGACACACCUGGUCCGCUUCAGGACACCUGGAGGCCGUUGCUGUCCCAGCUGCAGUGCUCUCCGCUGGGCCGCGUGUCUGGAGACGUCGGCCCGGCUAGAUGGAGCUCAUCGCCGGCUGAAGACAGUUUCCACAGCAAUGCCCCCCAGCCCUUCUGCAGCCCCAACACCCCCGGGCCGAGUCCUCAUUACCCACAAACCCCAGCUGUGUCCAGCCCUGGUCCUCACGUGCAUCCCAGGGAGGAGAGGCUGGAUUUCCACACCCAAACACCCAGACAGCUGAGUCUAGACAAAACCCUCAGCUGCUGCAUGCAGUUCGACAGCUUCCCUCCGAUGACCUCCGAGCCCCAUCAGUCAGGCCAGCACCUCCUCCAGAGCCACAGCGAGCUGACCCAGGACCAGGCGGGCCUCCUCCACACCACUGGGAACUCAGAGAGCUGCUUCUCUCCACAGGGAAGAGGCCAGCAGGUCAGCAGCUCAGCCCAGCCUCCAGGCCCUCCUGCCGGGAUGAGCUGGAGAGAAGAGGGUGGAGGAGCAGCAGGAGGAAGAGGAGGAGGAGGAGCUGCUCAGUCAGACUGGACUUGGGUGAAGCAGCCACAGACUAAAAGCAGGCCUGAGGCUCCGGACUGCAGGUUGAUGUGUUCGGUGUGUAAGCGAGACUUCAGGAGCCUGCCGGCACUGAAUGGACACAUGCGCUCCCACAGUGGCUCCAGAUCAGCUGUGUGUUUGAACAAGGGCGGCGCCUCCUCUCCGCUGGCCCCUCCCUCCGUCCCCUUGGUGAUGCCCGUCACCGUUCCCGUCCAGUCCAGACACACGGCCAGGGUGUGCAGGGGUGGACAGAGGAGACGCGCCGUGCUGUACCGCAGCCUGUUGCACCGUGAUGAGGAGGAGGACGAAGGUCACUACACCCCUCCACCCAUGCUGUGCCCCGUCAGGGUGGGGCCAGGGUUGUACUGCUCCCUGACCACCAGGGGGCGUCAGAGAACCCAGACUGUGCAGAUCCACAGCUCGCACGAUGAUCCUGUUGCCAUGGAGACGGCUGCUCCGCCCCCCGGAACGCUAAGGACAGGACUCAGUAAGCCGCGGAUCAAUGUGGGGCAGGGCUUCCAGGCUCAAAUCCCACCUCUACAGGACAGAAAACACGCCCACUCAGACUCCCACAAUGCACUGCGGCUGUGGACGCCGCGGGACGGGCUGGAGAGUCCUGUCAGUCAGCAGAGAGUUGAAGCUCUGUUGAUGAUGGCUCGCUCCAGCGUGGUGCCAGGGGGCGGGGCCAGCCCAGAGUCUGCCCUCCAUGUCCUAUCAGAAUGCAGAGGAGACUUCCUGCUGACGGUGGAGAAGCUGCUGUCACCUCCUGAAGUCUCCAACAACCUCCACCCGGCUCAGCAGAGUACACGUGUGAGCUGGAGUGCAGCAGAGAGGAGGCUGAUGGUUAAAUCCCUGCAGCUUCAUCACAAAGACUUCAGCAGAGUCCAGAGAGAUGUUCAGACCAAGUCGCUCUCCCAGUGUGUGGAGUUUUACUACCUGUGGAAGAAGAAGCUGAGCCUGAGCGCGAGGACCUCUGCCGGCCUGACCGUCAGUCUGCCUGACGCCCACGGCCAAAAGUCAUCAAAGAUCACAUGAUGCAUCAACAACCAAUGGACUGUGACCUGCUGGGGCUGCACACUACACACACACACACACACUCACACACUCUCACACAUUCACACACACACACACACACUCACACACACUCACACACACACACACACACACACACACACACUCACACACACACACACACACUCUCACACACACUCACACACACACUCACACACACUCUCACAGGUUGUGUUUUAUCUCAUGUCUGAUGUCAUGUUGUUGUGUGGAUGAGAACAUUAAAACAGUGAAGUUUU